AUGGGGGGUCUCGUCAGCGGCUGUGUCACCUGGUCUCAUCAAGGGGAGGAAGAGGUUAACGAGGGAGCUCCACCACCACGCAGCUUGGCAUCUAUCGACAGAGAAGGCAAACAGGAUGGACUUUGCCUCGACUCCCUGCAGAGUCUCUCAGACAGUGGACUACGCAGCCCGCAAUGCCGAAUCUGCUUCCAGGGAUCCGAGAAGGGAGAACUACUAAGCCCCUGCCGCUGCGCCGGCUCAGUGCGCUUCACUCACCAAGCUUGCCUUAUCCGCUGGAUCAGUGAAAAAGGCUCCUGGAACUGUGAGCUCUGCUACUUCAAGUACAGGGUCCGUUCUCUUUACACCAAGAACCCUCUGCAGUGGCAAGCGGUCUCGCUGUCCUUGAUAGAAAAAGUGCAGAUCUCAGCCAUCAUCCUGAGCACUGUGUUCCUCCUGACCAGCAUGGCCUGGCUCAUAUGGUCUGUUGUCAGUAUCGAAGCAAAAUGGCAGCGGCAGGACUUUGUAUUUCAGAUAUGCUAUGGCUUGUACGGCUUCAUGGACUUGAUUUGUACAGGACUUCUAAUCCAUGAAGGUCCGUCUGUUUUCCGAAUUUUAAAGCGCUGGCAUACAAUCAACCAUCACUGGAAAGUUCUGAAUUACGAAAAAGACAGAGACAUGGUUGACACAGUCACUAACAGAAAGGCGGAAGGCAGCGAUGAAGGCACAGACGACGGACAGGAAGCGACUCGGCAAGUCAGGACUUCUGUACAACAACACUUGGGCAAUUCUGUUUCUUACGUCUUCAACCAGCUAAGGCCUAAUAAUCUUCACCACGCCAACCAUGACGAGGUCAUGAGGGUAACCACUGUAUAAAUUACACCUGAAGCACAAACACCAUUAUUUUCCCUUCCCUUACAAAUGUUAACAUUUGCACACAGAAGCAAAUAUUUUGUCUGAAAACUCUUAAAACAUUAUUUAUUGUUUAUUAACUUUUCUUUUGCUGACAGGACCAAUGAUUGGCAAUUGUUUUAUGAAGGAAAGGAUGCAUUUUGUUGAAAAUUAAAGUUCAGUUAAUUAUUUUACUGAUUGAAAUGGUUUGGCU
Messenger RNA from Nerophis ophidion (straightnose pipefish), 1081 nucleotides. RefSeq names its product E3 ubiquitin-protein ligase MARCHF9-like. Gene Ontology annotation, biological process: protein ubiquitination. Gene Ontology annotation, molecular function: zinc ion binding; ubiquitin-protein transferase activity. Bases 1 to 852 code for a protein of 283 amino acids. The record is from RefSeq and is a predicted model, not a curated record. Lineage: Eukaryota; Metazoa; Chordata; Actinopteri; Syngnathiformes; Syngnathidae. The transcript is spliced from 4 exons.